UCCAAUAAUCCGCCAUAUUCAAACUUCCGCUGUGGUGUGUGGACUGUUGUCAUCGAUCUUUUUUACUUUCUGUUUUUUUAACCCAUAAAACCAAUUAAUUAAGUUAGCUUUAAACCCAUUUCUGCAAUAAUUUUUGAUUAAAACUCAAAUUAGUUUGUUUUAGAACGAAGACUACCGGAAUGGGGGACGACAUUGACGAUAUUUGCCCGAGGACGGUGGACAACAAUAAGCGCACACUCCGCAGAAUGUCAACGAGAACGUCUACUACGAGUAUCAUCAGCGCUGCUGAGUCCUCUCCUCCUAAACCCCAGAGAAGCAACUCAAAGAAACCUCCGCUUCAGAGAGGCAGCUCCUUCACAUUUCUCACACCAGGAACUCCAUGGGACUUCACUCUGAAAAGAAAGCGCAAAGAGAAAGACGAUGACACCGUCAGUCUGUCCAGCUUUGACCUCAAGGAGCCCAGUAGUAAGCGUGUUCGACCGCUGGCCAAAGUUUCAUCCCUUGUUAAUCUGAUGUCUCCUUCAAAGAACGGAGCAGUACGGCGGUUCGGUCAGACCAUUCAGUCAUUACGCGCUGAUACCAAGUCACCGGGGACAACGCUGAAAGCCAACAGCAAAUCAGGUCCAACCCCCACCAAACGCAGAAACAGCACCUUGUGGUCGGAGACGCUGGACGUCCACCAGAAGAGCACCUUCUCCACCAAGGAGAUCAAGAGACAGGAGGCAAUUUAUGAACUUUUCAGGGGGGAGCAGGACCUCAUCGAGGAUCUUCAGCUUGCACGAAAGGCAUACCAUGACCCCAUGCUGAAACUCUCCAUCAUGACGGAGGAGGAGCUAGCUCACAUUUUUGGUGACCUGGAUGCUUACAUCCCUUUACAUGAGGACUUAUUGAUUAAGCUGACAGAGGAAACUGGCUCAGAUGGGACCGUAGCUCAGAUUGGACAAAUAGUAAUAAACUGGCUGCCCGGUUUGAACGCAUAUAGAAACUACUGCAGCAACCAGCUGGCAGCCAAAGCCCUGCUGGACCAGAAGAAGCAGGACAGACGGGUCCAGGACUUCCUGCAGCGCUGUCUGGAGUCCCCCUUCAGCAGGAAGUUGGACCUUUGGAGCUUCCUCGACAUUCCGCGUUCACGCCUGGUGAAAUAUCCCCUGUUGCUGCGAGAAAUCCUCCGACAUACUCCUCCGGAUCACCCUGAUGUGACCAGCCUGGAGAAAGCGAUCACAAUAAUCCAGGAGAUUCUGUCCGACAUCAACAUGAGAAAAGGAGAGUCUGAAUGCCAGUAUUACAUAGAUAAGCUGGAGUUUCUGGAUGAGAAGCAGCGAGACCCUCUCAUUGACGACUGCAAGACCCUGUUGUGUCACGGCGAGCUGCGCACAAAGAGUGGUUCCAGGCUACACGUGUUUCUCUUCUCUGAGCUGCUGGUUCUGACCCGACCAGUGACCCGCAACGACAGGAGCUGCUUCCAGGUGUACCGCCGGCCCAUUCCUGUGAAAGAUCUGGCUCUGGAGGACCUGCAGGAUGGAGAGAUCCGCAUGGGGGGGUCCUUCAGAGGGGCCUUCACCAACGGAGAAAAGGCUAAGAACGUUUUCCGAGUGAGCUCCACGGAUGCUUCCCACUGCCAGACCCACACCCUGCACGUCAGCGACGUUUACCACAAGCAGCAGUGGCUCAACAGCCUACGCACGGCGAUGGCCCAACAGCAGGGGGGCUCAGCCAACGCCCGGGACGGGGAACCCGUCCCGGCAAAGCGCCGCUCCGCCGCCAGGAUCUGCGAUGCAAAAACAGAUGAGAACUGUCCGCCCGCCUCUGGUCCCAAACUCAGGCGUCAGACGCUCUCCAAAAGCAGACUGGACCAGAAGCUAAACGAACCGCAGAAGAGAAAGGAAACAAAAGUUUAAGUGUUUACUUACUUUUAAAACUUCUUUCAAAAUAUUUGUUUUAAAGCAGCCAAAUUGUAUUAUGCCGCGUCUUUCUAGCUGCACUGAAAAUCAGUUUGAAUCAUCUCCGUCCUGAGGGAUCUGAAGUUUUUCUGCUUCAAAUGAGUUAUUAGUUUACAAAAAGCAAAAGAUGCCACUGGUCAGUGUCUGUAAACCACUCACGUGUGUGGAAUUAGAAUUAGUAUCUUGUGUGCGUUAUACAAUUUUAUGCCACUUAUAGUGUUUUUUUUUACAUUUAUUCCAUUAUGUUUUCUUAAGUAAUUCAGUAACAUGUACAUUAGUGUGUGAUGUUAACAGGGCUGAGAUAAAGAAUCAGGAAGUUGAGGUCUUGCAACAUCUGUGCUUUCCUCAGAAAAGCCCCUGAGUGACACAGCUCUGAAAAAUCGUGAGAUUUAAUGCAGGAUUAUGAGUGAAAUUUAACUGAAAAGUCUGACUUCAGACGUGAUACAUUUACAAAUAUUCUUCACAAGUAUGUAUUUAGUAGAAAUGUGCUGGUAAAAAGGAAAAAAAAAGAGAAGUGACGAACUGUUUACUUUUUUGUACCGAGUUUAACCGUCUGUGUGUGGGUUUUUCUUUUUUUUUAUUGCAGUAAACAUACCUUUGACUUGA
This is a messenger RNA of Oryzias melastigma (Indian medaka), 2546 nucleotides long. RefSeq names its product neuroepithelial cell-transforming gene 1 protein. The record is from RefSeq and is a predicted model, not a curated record. NCBI's taxonomy places the organism in Eukaryota, Metazoa, Chordata, Actinopteri, Beloniformes, Adrianichthyidae. The coding region runs from base 180 to 1898 and encodes 572 amino acids. Gene Ontology annotation, biological process: positive regulation of Rho protein signal transduction; intracellular signal transduction. Gene Ontology annotation, molecular function: guanyl-nucleotide exchange factor activity. The transcript is spliced from 12 exons.